AUGAUCUCGGCGUUCUUCAUCUUCAACCAAAAGGGCGAGGUGCUCAUCUCGCGUCUCUUCCGCAACGACCUGCGUCGCAGCAUCGCCGACAUCUUCCGCAUCCAGGUCGUCUCCAAUCCAGACGUGCGCUCGCCCAUCAUCACGCUCGGCUCCACCUCCUUCUUCCACGUGCGCCACGAAAACCUAUACAUCGUCGCCGUCACAAAGUGCAACGCCAACGCAGCGCUCGUCUUCGAAUUCUGCUACCGCGUCAUCAGCAUCGGCCGCUCCUACUUUGGCGCCAAGUUCGACGAGGAGGCGGUCAAGAACAACUUUGUCCUCAUCUACGAGCUCCUCGACGAGAUCCUCGACUUUGGCUACCCGCAAAACUCCGAGAUCGACACGCUCAAGAUGUACAUCACCACCGAAGGCGUCAAGUCCGAACAGGCGGUCAGGGAGGAUUCCAGCAAGAUCACCAUCCAGGCAACAGGUGCAACGAGCUGGAGGAGGGCAGACGUCAAGUACAGGAAGAACGAGGCAUUCGUCGACGUCGUCGAGACCGUCAACCUCCUGAUGAGCAGCAAGGGCACCAUCCUCCGAGCCGAUGUCGACGGUGCCAUCCUCAUGCGUGCCUACCUCACCGGCAUGCCAGAGUGCAGGUUUGGGCUCAAUGACAAGCUCGUGCUCGAAAAGAACGACAAGAACCGCGGAAAGGUGGAUGCCGUCGAGCUCGACGAUUGCCAGUUCCACCAGUGCGUCAAGCUGUCCAAGUACGAUACGGACCGCAGCAUCUCCUUCAUCCCUCCAGACGGCGAGUUCGAGCUCAUGCGCUACCGCUCCACCACCAACGUCAACCUCCCCUUCAAAGUGCACGCCAUCGUCGAAGAGGUGAGCAAGAGCAAGGUGGAGUACACGCUCAACCUCAAGGCCAACUUUGACGCCAAGUUGAACGCCACCAACGUCGUGCUGCGCAUUCCGACGCCGCUCAACGCAUCCACGGUCAAGUGCCAGGUGAGCCUGGGCAAGGCCAAGUACGUGCCUGCAGAGAACCACAUUGUGUGGAAGAUCGCGCGCAUCCAGGGUGGAGGCGAGGCGAGCUUUGGCGCCGAUGCCGAGCUCAGCUCGACCACCGUGCGAAAGGCGUGGAGCCGGCCGCCGAUCGAGGUCGACUUCCAGGUGCUCAUGUUCACCAGCUCCGGCCUGCUCGUGCGCUACCUCAAGGUGUUCGAAAAGAGCAACUACCAGAGCGUAAAGUGGGUGCGCUAUCUCACCAGGAGCAACGGAAGCUACCUCAUCCGCUUCUAG
Molecule: messenger RNA, 1284 nt
Organism: Moesziomyces aphidis
Lineage: Eukaryota; Fungi; Basidiomycota; Ustilaginomycetes; Ustilaginales; Ustilaginaceae
Source: the annotation of a GenBank genome assembly